GUUUAAUUGUGUAGCUAGUGGUAGUGAUAAUGUAUUAUUUGCAUUUUCUUUUCGUAUUGUUUUUUUUUUUUUAAGCCAGUCCAGUGAGAAGCUAAAACUAGGAUGUACCACAUCAUUACUAUAAUAAUAAUAAUAAUAAUAAUAAUAAUAAUAAUAAUAAGGGUUAUACUAAUGCAUUUAAAAUAGUUUCGCCAGGUUUUUAAAUUUGCUUUACCAUGCUUUCGCUAUGCUUUCUUCCACUUUGCUCUGGAAGCAUUUAAAAAGGGCAGGUUGAUUUCACAGUCACACAUCAUGUAAAUGCAGGAGCUCAUGUGCACUGAAAUGUAUCAUUGCCUUUCCGUGGAAUACAAACUGCUGUUCCUUAAGGGAAAAAAGGAUACAAAGUUGUACUUGCUGCUGAAGUUCAAUUUGCGAGCGGUUUAGCCAUGCCCCCGAAGAAGUGACUCAUAACUGCUAGAACGCUGGGCAGUGUGUCGGGGGAGGACCACAGUGAUGAAGAGCUCCAGCUGAGGUCCAGUCUGCAGGUGGAUGGUAAAGCUACUGCUUGCUCAAGACCAUCGGAAGAAGAUGGAGAAGAUGGCGCGUGUGACCACGUCUCUGGGCAGCAACACCAUCAGCGGGUGCACCAUGUUCUGCCACCUGGACGCCCCCGCGAACGCCAUCAGCGUGUGCCGCGACGCCGCUCAGGUGGUGGUGGCCGGCCGCAACAUCUUCAAGAUCUACGCGUUGGAGGAGGAGCAGUUCGUGGAGAAGCUAAACCUGCGCGUGGGCCGCAAGCCCUCCCUCAACUUCAGCUGCGCUGACGUCAUGUGGCACCAGAUGGACGAGAACCUGCUGGCCACGGCGGCCACCAACGGCGCGGUGGUCACGUGGAACCUGGGCAAACCGUCCCGCAACAAGCAGGACCAGCUGUUCACGGAGCACAAGCGGACCGUCAACAAGGUCUGCUUCCACCCCACCGAGGUGCACAUGCUGCUGAGCGGCUCGCAGGACGGCUACAUGAAGUGCUUCGACCUGCGCAGGAAGGAGUCAGUCAGCACCUUUUCAGGGCAGUCUGAAAGCGUGAGGGACGUGCAGUUCAGCAUCCGGGAUUACUUCACGUUCGCUGCAUCCUUUGAGAACGGGAACGUGCAGCUGUGGGAUAUCCGGCGCCCUGAUCGAUAUGAGAGGAUGUUCACAGCGCACAACGGGCCGGUCUUCUGCUGUGACUGGCACCCUGAAGACCGGGGCUGGCUGGCGACGGGUGGUCGUGACAAGAUGGUUAAAGUGUGGGACAUUACGACGAACCGUGCCAAGGAGAUCCACUGCGUGCAGACCAUCGCCUCGGUGGCACGUGUGAAGUGGCGGCCGGAACGCAAGUACCACCUGGCCACCUGCUCCAUGAUGGUGGACCACAACAUCUACGUGUGGGACGUGCGCCGGCCGUUCAUCCCCUUCGCCACAUUCGAGGAGCACAAGGACGUCACCACGGGCAUCGUGUGGCGCCACCUCCAUGACCCCGGCUUCCUGCUGUCGGGCUCCAAGGACAGUACCCUCUACCAGCACAAGUUCAAGGACGCCAGCCGGCCGGUGGACAAGGCCAACCCCGAGGGGCUGUGCUUCGGGCUCUUCGGGGACCUGGCCUUCGCAGCCAAGGAGAGUCUGAUCAGCGGCGGCGGCGACUCCAACCGCAAACCUUACGGGAGCGGGGGGGACCGGCGCUACCCCAUCUUCUUCUUCAAGAAGCCCGACCUCACGGAGCAGUUCGCCCACGAGUCGAGCGCGCUCAGCGUCUUCGAGACGGACCUGGAGAGCAGCCGCAUGGACUGGUUUGUCGAGACCGCCCGCCGCUACCUGCUGAGCGGCAAGCCCUUCGGGGAGCUGUGCGACCACAACGCCAAGGUAGCCAAGGAGCUCAACCGACCCCAGGUGUCAACAACCUGGACCAUGCUGAGGAUUAUGUAUUCAGAUCCAGGGAACCUCGCUACAGCCACAAGCAUUAGUAAAGGGGGAUCCAUACCUCUCAUGAACAGCUUCAAUAUGAAGGAGAUUGCUGCAGGUGGUCUGGGGAGCGAGAGCAGGCUGGAUCGGGGGAAAGGGGAGAUUCGGCAGGACACCAUCCACCUGGACCCAGGAAACUCCCUAAUCAACAACAACGACGAGAACGAGGAGACGGAGGGCAGCGAGGGUCCAGCGGAUUACCUCUUUGGAGACGCAGAGCUUGAGGACGAUGACCUGUACCCGAUGGAGCACGAGAACCCAACGGCGGAGGAGGCUGAGUACAGCCUGCCCCAGGAGGCGUUCCCUCUGCGCCACGAGAUCGUGGACAACCCCUCCGUGCCUGAGCACCUGCAGGACAAGGUGGACUCGCCCCACGUGAGCGGCAACGAGGCGGAGGCGGUGUGCCUGACCCCCAUCAAGUCCUUCUCCCUCAUCUCCAUCUCCCAGCCCCUGUACGAGAGCCACCUGCCGGCCAGCUUCUUCAGCCCCGUGGUGCGCGAGAUGCUGCAGCACUACGCCGAGGCCGGCGACGUGCAGAUGGCCGUGUCCGUGCUCAUCGUCCUGGGAGACCGCAUCCGCAAGGAGGUGGACGAGCUCACGCAGGAGCACUGGUACACAUCGUACAUUGACCUCCUGCAACGUUUCGAGCUGUGGAACGUCUCCAACGAGGUGAUCAAGCUCAGCACCAGCAGCGCCAUCAACUGCCUCAACCAGACCUCCACCACCCUCCACAUCAACUGCAGCAACUGCAAGAGACCCAUGAGCAACAAGGGCUGGAUCUGCGACAGGUGUCACCAGUGUGCCAGUAUCUGCGCCGUGUGUCACCACGUGGUGAAGGGGCUCUUUGUCUGGUGCCAGGGCUGCAGCCAUGGGGGGCACCUGGAGCACAUCAUGAACUGGCUGAAGAGCAGCUCACACUGCCCGGCCGGCUGCGGGCACCUGUGUGAAUACACCUGAGAGCCCGCUGGGGUACCGUUCACAUUGAACUCAACCGCAGGACAUUUGGAAACUAGCAGAAAGGAGAGGUCUUUUAACAGAAGGCUGAAAGCAAAAAAAGUAUGAUGUACAUUUGGAAGUCAAACUGAAGUUUUCAACAACAAAAAAAAUUAAUGUUUUUUUUUUUCUCUUAACCAGUUGGGUUCACUUUACCACACACCAGAAUUCCUCAACCAUAUUUCACUCCAAGUAAAAUAAUUAAAACAGAACUACAGUAAUAAGGGACAAUGUAUAUACAGUGUGUACAGGAGAGACUUUAAAUAAACACAAAGCUGUAUAUUUCUAGUUUCAAAACAUGAAACAGUUUUUCUUUUUUUUUUUUUUCGGUGCCCAAAACUGCAUCUAUUUCUCAGACUGAUAAUGGAUUUCCAGGAAGAACAGAACAUGCUAUCAGUCCUGUUCCAAUUUGGAUGCAUCUCAAGGGCUGAUAAUUGGCUUCCAUCCAGUUCUGGGAGACCUCUUGGUUAUUUACCUCCACUCUCCCUGGAACACAGUGCGUACAUACAGACACACGUACACACACUCUCACACUACACAGGGGGGGAGCGGCCUAGUUUUACAAUAAUGACACUUUUAUAUAGCAGUUUGUAACAAGUCCCUGUCACACUUUCAUACAGACUCACAGUUCCAUAGUACUUUUCUCAUCUGUGGUCGGAUUGAGCCUGGAUUUGAACCUGCAUCCCUGUUCUCCCUGGUCCUGAAUGCUGUAUCGGCUUCCCUCCCAGACUCUUAUCUCUCGGUAUCAAAUCAGAGCCAGCAAUCUGGGGAAACAAACAGUUUUUUGAGUCCCAAAUGCUGAACCUUCCACUGAGUGUUUUAAAGUCCAAAGUAUAAUGCCUACGAUAGCCAGAUAUCACAAAGGCGGCAGCAGUUUCUGUAGGAGAUGCACAGUAAGAUGGACAGAUCUGAGAGCUGGCAUCUCUCUAACCAGCACUAGUAAACUUCAGUGCUCUGCUUUCCUAUGCACAUCUCAGUAUUGCUCCAUCCAGCCUUGUCACCCUCAACCAAAAUAAUCAAAUGUCUAUUCCUGGAUUUGAUUUAUAUCUCAAAGAUUAUAGUUACUUUAGUCUUUCUGUAAAGUUAAAUGGUUCUGGAAGUGGUCAAAGAAAAAGCAUCUGCAACCCGGCGAUUUUUUUAAGGUUUUUGCUAAAUUUGGAGAGUUCUGUUAAUAAACUAAAAUGUACGUUGGGUGCACGUAGUGGGCAUGGGGGGAAUGAGUUUGGUUGUUUUGUUCGUAAUGUAUUUUUUGGUAAAGAGGAAGGAGAGCUUUUUUUU
Molecule: messenger RNA, 4251 nt
Organism: Acipenser ruthenus (sterlet)
Lineage: Eukaryota; Metazoa; Chordata; Actinopteri; Acipenseriformes; Acipenseridae
Gene: wdr24
Product: WD repeat domain 24
Exons: 11
Coding region: 529-2937 (802 amino acids)
Biological process (GO): positive regulation of TOR signaling
Molecular function (GO): protein binding
Source: RefSeq, a predicted model, not a curated record